Priceomyces carsonii is the source of this 3042-nucleotide messenger RNA. RefSeq lists its product as uncharacterized. The coding region runs from base 1 to 3042 and encodes 1013 amino acids. Lineage: Eukaryota; Fungi; Ascomycota; Pichiomycetes; Serinales; Debaryomycetaceae. The record is from RefSeq and is a predicted model, not a curated record. Gene Ontology annotation, molecular function: protein binding. Gene Ontology annotation, cellular component: cytoplasm. The transcript has a single exon. Gene Ontology annotation, biological process: tRNA methylation.
AUGACUGAAGAUUAUGUGGUCAACAACAGGGGGGAUUUGACUCCACUAUUUCAUUAUGGACCUGUUACUUGUAUAAAAUUUUAUUUAAAUUUUAUUCUAGUGGGUUAUGGACCGAUAUUGAAAAUUUUCAAAGUAGAAGGAAAUUCCAGCUCUUUGAUAGCUACCAGAAAAGUUUUCAGAAAAAACAAAAUCCAUUGCAUUACAACUGAUAAAGAAUCUGAGAACGUUGCUCUUAGCGGUGGACGCUCGUUCAUUGUUUUUAAUUUGAAUAAAUUCAUAGAUGAAAAUAUCAAGCUCGAAGAAAAAGCAAUCAAUGAAUGGAUAACAAGUAUAAAGUUUUCAGGGAGAGACCGUCUUUUGAUAUUAAACUCUCAUAAUACAGUCUACCAAAUUGAUAUUAGUUCAUUGGACAGAAAAUAUGUUUUAAUUGAAAAAACUGACUGUAAAGAAAAAUCUAUCUUGUAUAGUGGUUCUUUUACGAUCCGUCCCAGUGGUGAAGUGUUGGUAGCUGCCGGUACAGUUAUGAAUGGGGUUAUUAUAUGGUCACUCCAGACUAGAAAAAUCAUACAUAACUUGACUGAACAUGAAGGCUCCGUUUUUGGAGUAAAAAUCAACCCAACUGGUGAAUAUAUUAUAUCGUGCUCUGACGACAGAUCCAUCAAGUUGUAUGAUUUCAAAACUGGAACUCUUUUGGCAACAGGAUGGGGGCAUAAUUCCAGAAUAUGGAGUCUCCAGUUUUUCAACAAUACCAGUGAACUAAAGAUCCUCAGCACGGGAGAAGAUUGCAGUGUCAGAACUUGGAAAUAUAAGAAAGGCUCUGAACUUUUAAUUCAGGAAAAACUCAUGGAGCAUGCACAUAUGGGUAAACAUAUAUGGUCGGGAGAUGUAGACGAUAUCAGUGUCAAUGCAAUCGUGAGUGGAGGGUCUGACGGUAAAGUAAGACUUCAUGACCUUGCUCAAACUGCACAAAGUGAAUGUUUUUCUUUGGAAACUUUGUCCAGACAGACAGGAGUGAAUUUGAAAAAGAAUGAAAUAAUAAAAAACUUUUAUGAGCUAAGGAAACUAAAUCUUUUAGUUCUUUUGACUUCUGCGGGAAAUAUGUUCACUUUUGAUCAUAGAUACAAAGAAUUUAAAAGUAUUGUAUUAAAUGAAGGUGAAGUUGAAAUAUUUGAUAACUUUGGUAUAAUGAGAGGCUUUGAUGAUAUGAAUUUGGUGUUGAUUUGUUCUAGACAAGGACACAUUUUAGUUUUGCAAUUUAACUCAGCUUCCGAGCAACCACUGAAAGAAUGGGUUUCGGAUGAAUUAUUAGGAACAAACAAAGUCAGUAAUUUCUCUUCCUACCAUAAUGAUAAUUCCAUUUAUUAUUAUACAUUGACUGAUUGCCCGAAUCCAAAGGUUCCGUUACAGUUAAAAAGAUUUAAGUAUGUAAACGGCAUCUUCACUCUUGAUUCUAACAAUCAAUUGUUACAGCCAUCACAAGCAAAUUUUACCACAACUUGCUUCGUGGUAGACGAGGAACAUAAAUGGGCCUUGAUAGGCUCAAGGUAUGUGUCAUUGGCUAUUUAUGACUUGGCAAGAUCAAGUUCCACUUACUCGUUAUCAGCUUUAUUCAAGAAGUUAACUCCUGGAGAUUCUAUUACUAGCAUUUCAUUCGUAAGCCCUAAACAAAACUGUGAUCGCAUACUUGUUACUGUUAAAGAUGGAUACUAUUUGUAUGCUGAUGUCGGCAAGAUUGAAAAUGAUUUCUUUCUUGACAUUACUCAUCAGAAUAAGUUUCCACGAGGGUUCGUCGAAGGAAGUUUUAUGGAAUCAAAUGACUUAUAUCUAUAUGGAUUCAGAUCAACAUACUUCUAUGUAUGGAAUGAAAGCAAGCAGCUUGAAAUAUUUAGUGAAUAUUGUGGUGGAUCGCAUAGACAAUGGCAAUUUUUUGAAAACUGCAAGCAUGAUGGAUCUUACAAGUUCAUAUUUAUAAAUAAGUCCUCUUUGUACAUAAAUCGCUUAAAGACGCGGUUCCGUUACGAUGGAUUACUUGAAGAUGGAACACAUGGGAGAGAGAUUAGAGAUGUGACAAUUUCGCCGUCAGUUUUGGAAGAUGGCUCUAGGCUAAUGAUGAGCGCAUCCGAAGAUACCACUGUCAAGUUAAACAAAUUGUUUUCAGAUGGUAGAAUUGAGAAUAUAUGGAGCUUAAACGAUCAUGUAUCAGGAUUGCAAAAAAUAAAGUUCUUGAAUUCAAUGUAUGUGGGGAGUUCUGCCGCUAACGAAGAGUUCUACAUUUGGAAACUAAACCUUGACAAGUUCCAAACUGUACAUAUAACAAAAUUUGCCGUUUUGAAAGCUGGAAGUUCUAUUCCCGAUCUUAGAAUCAUGGAUUUUGACUACUUCGAAAUCCAGCAAGGCUUCAUGAUUGCUGCUGUAUAUUCUAACUCAAACAUCAAAAUCUGGAAUUUUAAUUUGAAGACGAGAGUCUUCGAAUGUUUGGUAGAUGACUACUACACAUCAUGUUGUAUACUAAAUGUCAGGUUUUUAAAGUUCCAAACGAGUACCUUUUUGAUGAUUGGGGCUACAGAUGGAAAUAUUGCAAUAUGGAAUAUAUCUAAAUCGAUAAUGGACAAUGAUGUCUCUAAGCUUGGUCAUGUUCAGGUCAAGCAAAAUUUGCAUCAAAACAGUAUCAAAUCUCUCUUGAUUGUUAAACAGAGUGACUCUGAAUCGCUCAGACUUGUUACGGGAGGAGACGACAAUGCUUUGAUUUUGUCUUUAAUAAGUUUUGAUGAUAACCACAUCAAAUUAAGGCCCUUGAGUUUUAUAGAGAAGGCAGCUUCUUCAACAAUUACAUCCAUAGCUCAGGCCACAGAUUCAAGAGUACUUGUCACCUCAGUCGAUCAAAUUCUUAGGGUAUGGUCAUACUCUAACGAUUUGUUACAAUGCAAUGAUGCUACUUAUACCACGAUCGCUGAUACUGGGUGCUCAGAUACAACCAAUUUCGGAGAUAGUUGUGUAGCAAUAGUUGGUGGCGCAGGAUUGAGCUCAUGGAAAAUUCAAUAG